Folsomia candida is the source of this 4956-nucleotide messenger RNA. It is a transcript of the gene pns, whose product is annotated as DENN domain-containing protein 5B. The record is from RefSeq and is a predicted model, not a curated record. NCBI's taxonomy places the organism in Eukaryota, Metazoa, Arthropoda, Collembola, Entomobryomorpha, Isotomidae. The coding region runs from base 338 to 4561 and encodes 1407 amino acids. Gene Ontology annotation, molecular function: small GTPase binding; guanyl-nucleotide exchange factor activity. The transcript is spliced from 22 exons.
GUGGCCAAGGUAGAGGGUUUCUUUCGCGGGGCAAAAUUUGGGGAAGGAUGCGACUCCAAGUGCGCAGAACCAAAGGAACCACCACCGUCAAAUUCUUACACAAUAAAAUCCAAGAAACAAGUAGCACCACCACCAAAGAUAAUGGAUGAAUAGAUCAUUUCAUUAUCUUUAUUUGCAUAAUGCAGACUAUUGCAUUCCGUGGUCACAUUUCUCAGCGAAUCUCGUCACGUCCUCGGGGGUAGAAGAAGGAAGGACGGAAGGAGGAGGAGGAGGAACGCGGCGCUGGUGGUUUGGUUUUGGUUUUGGUCGUAGGAACAAGUAGGACAGACGACAAAUCAUGUCGUCUACAUCGAGUCAGGUUAUGUCCAGAUUCUGCGACUAUUUUGUAGUCUGUGGGCUGGACGAUGGAGCUGGACUGGAGGUUCAAGCAACGGUCGAUGUCGACGGGACACGAGAAUUACCCACCUGUGCUCCACUGGAACGGUCGUACAAACCUAAAAUACUGGCACAUUACCCGGAAUCUGUCCCGUGGAAUCCAUUUGAUCCCGACGCUGUACGGAACCUCUGCCUCCCAGACGGUCUCCUCUUUCGAACACAGAAGCAAAACUUGACCACGGCCUUUCAUCCUUUCGUCAUCACGAAAGAAGACGGGUCACGGACACACGGGUUUUCUCUCGUCUUCUUUGAACCACUCCGAUCGAGCCAUGUCACACAAGCAAUACUCACACUGCAGGCCAUGCAUCUCACAGAAUUAUCCUCAGCCAAAAACUAUCACCGCCAACGGUCCGCUCAAAGUCGCAAAAUGCGAUCUGCCAAAGGUCGCCUAGCCCCUCACCUCCUUCCCGACCAUCAACGUGGAGGCGGAGCUGAUACAGAUCCUUCCUGCGACGAGCCAAAUACUCGCUCCCUGCCACGCCACUUUAAACUCGCUGCUCAUAAACAACCCGGAUCACUCCUCUCCCAAAGUUUCUACGACGCCUCGAAAGAUACGCUCUAUGUCAGCAAGGCAAUCGCCCUAAUCUGUCCCCUUCCCUUCGUCCAAGCCCCACACACCUUCCUCCUCGCGCUCCAUCGCCGUGCCAUAUUGUCCGCGACAAGUUCCGCGUCGGAUCCUUCGUUGGAGGCGGCCAUUUACCAUUUUCUUUACCACGUCCCCCUGCCCCCACCGGGACGCUCGCUCCGUCUCGAAACUCUGUGGGGUGAGAGUUUGACCUGCCUCAACCCCAGCGCGGUUAACCGACUCCCCCUUUGUGACUAUUUUAUGGGUGAUUUGUUCCGUCUCUUGGAUUUGGACUCGUUCCUCCAACUUUUUACGUGUGUUCUCUUGGAAAAUCAGGUGCUUCUUUAUUCCAGAGAUCUAUAUCGCUUGAUGUUGGUGGCGGAGACGGUGACGGCGCUGUUAUUUCCAUUCGCGUGGCAGCACGUCUAUGUCCCCAUCUUGCCCUCCACACUGCAUCACUUUCUCGACGCUCCGGUCCCGUUCAUCAUGGGGCUUCAUGCAUCCGACUCCUCGACACCACAACAGCUUCCCUCUUGCGAGGCCAACCUUUGCUUCGUGGACAUUGACCGGAACAAAGUGGGCGUACCGGAAGACCUCCCCGCUUUUCCGCACAGGCACGAGCUUGUCUUGGAGUUGGCACAAGUGUUGCGACAGCAUGGCAUCCCGUUGGGCAAUUUAAACAAAUCCAACUCUGUCUCUAACAUGCCCACCCCAACAGCAGCAGCAGGAUCACCAUUCCACACAAGGAGGGCUAGACCAAGGAAAAACUCCUGGUCUCAUGACUCUGAUUCAGGGAUGUCGUCCAAUGAAGAGUCUUGCAUCAGCGGGGGCUCUACACUCAAUCUGUCGAUGAGUGCCUCGUACCACCCCGCAUACACCUUGAGACCACCGAAAUACCCGAAUAGAAGAGAGUCUCCUUCUCAGAUAGAAAUUGUGACUCCUUCUCCACUUUUGCCGGUGGGAGGAGGGACGCCUUGGGUUGGUGGGGUUGUCGGCGGGGCAGGAGAAGAGGGCGGAUUAGAUGCAGUUUACCUCAAGAAUCUCAAAAUUAAUUCGGCCAUACGGGAAAUAUUUGCCAAUCGUUUCGUUCACAUGUUUGCCUCUUAUGAUCACUUUCUCAGUCAACCUAAUGAGGACUCUGGUCGUCAUUUUGUCCACAAUUUCGACAAGGCUACCUUCCUUUCCGACCAACCCGACCAAAACCUUCCCUUUCUCUCUAGUUUCAUCGAGACACAAAUGUUUGCAUCGCUCAUUGACAGGAAGAUUGCUGCUCUGGGAGGUGAUUCUGAUCUAGAGGCAAACCUUGUCGUGUUUGAGGGGAGGAUUAAAGUGCUGAGAGACCAAUUUGGGGAGAGUUUGGUGCGAACCCCGUCUUACGAGCCAUGUGUGUCUAUCAAAGAGUCCGUGAAGGAGUUGGGGGUGCAAUUUCAAAGGCCGGAUUUUAUUGCACCACCGAUUCGGGAGAUCUUACCGGAUACGAUGGCAGUUUAUGGGGAUUCAUUUCCCGUGUUGAACGGACGCUAUCUAAACUGUGGUCCGAAGGAUACGAGGAAUCUGAAAUUGCUCCGGCGAGAGAUGAGCAUCGCCACCAACACGACGAACAAUGUUACCAGCACCGAAAGCGCUUCUGAUCCUUCGAACCCCUCCCUCCGCAGCGUAUUUCAACCGAAACAAAGCACCUCCAGCCCGUCUUCGGUGGCUCAAGCGAACUGGGAGUUUGUCAAGCAGUUGCUCCAGACCCCGCAUGUGAUCUCGUCCAACUUCCACACCCGUCUGGGCCAGGAAUUGCUCAAGGAGUGUAAAACGAAGACGAAGCGGAUGCUCGUGGAGAAGAUGGGAUCGGAGGCGGUGGCGCUGGGUCAUGGCGAAGUGACGCUGCUGGGCGUAGAAGAGAAUACCUUGGUCGCAUCGUUGUGUGACCUACUCGAGAGAAUGUGGGCUCACGGGUUGCACGUUAAGGGAAAGGGCCGCUCACCGUUAUGGAACUACCUCACCAAUUUUCACGAGUCUGAAGCCUGCAAAGACUCUAGCAAGCCAAUCGACCCGCAACUACUUACUCCAGCUCUGGCGUGGUGUAUACUACGGAAACGGCUGGACAACCUCUCUGCAAUGGCGUCGGAACUGAACCUCAACGCGACGAGUACUCCAACUACACCGCCAGCGACUACUACGACUACGCCCACAUCGCCACAGCGGAGGAGACCAAUGGUGCGAGGAGGAGGUGGAUCGACGGUAGGCCAGCUUCCUGUACUCCACCCACUACCUGUUUCCAUUGCCUUUGACAUGCAGAAUGUUCAGAGCAUUUCGGAAAUCAAGACGGAAAUCGGGUACGCUAGAGCUUGGGUACGUCUAUCAUUGGAGAAGAAGGUACUGUCGAAGCAUUUGCGGGGGUUGCUGGCGGACGAUGAGCUCCUCCGUGGCUUUUACAAGAGGACGGCCUUUCUCCGCAGUGAGGAUGAGAGGGAACAGUUCCUCUACCACCUCCUCACGCUGAAUGCGGCUGAUUACUAUUGCUUUACAAAUAGUUACCUCAACAUUGUGCUGCCCUACCGUGUGCUCAUCUUCCCCUUAAAACGAUUCAACAUCUCGUCCACCUCUGCCAACGUGUGGAUCUCGGUGUCGGGCACAUUGGGGGAAACGCCAAAUCUACAACUACCCAAGAACAGCUUGGAGUUUGUGUUUCAGGCCAAAAACCUUGGGCUCUUGACUAACAUGCAUAUCGGUCAUGAUAACAGCGGUGUCUCACCCAAGUGGUUAGUGGAGUAUGUUCUAAUCCGGAACGAGGUGACGGGCCAUCUCGUCAAAUUUCCCUGUGGGCGCUGGUUAGGACGCGAGGUUGAUGACGGAUCCACAGAGCGGCUUUUAGUUGGGGAACAAUUCUACGAAAGUGGUGGUGGCGGCGGUGGGGUUGGAGGAAGUGGAAAUGGUGAUGAACUUGUCGCACAAACCCCACCCCCGAGAGCGAGGAGCCCCAGUGUGCCCAGGAGGGAUGACAAUCUCAGAAAUCCAGUCGAAAUACAGGAGUGUUUAGGAAACGCGGUUAAUUCCAUUGUGAAAUACUUUUUCAAAACGGAUCGCGAACGUGGCCGUAACUUGACGGUGCUGCUGUGCGGGGAGGCAGGCUUGGUGGCAGCGCUGGAGCAAGUCUUCUCUUUCGGGUUCAAAUCGAAUCGCCUGUUUGGGCGGAAUAUACAUUUGUGGGACUAUUUUGUCCAAGUUGGUGAAGUGUUUGCCGGUCGUCUCCAAGAAGAAGAGGACGAGGAGGACGACAACACGGCUGAAAUGUCUUGUUACUGCACUCUCGUCAGGAAAAUAAAUGCUCACGCGAACACGCUCGGAAAACAUGGGCGGUUCCAACUGCUCAUUUGUCUAUGUGCCAGGGAACAUCUCCUUCCCCGUCUCCCCCCACUCUUGUCUCGUCUCCAGAUAACUCGCUCCAUGUAUGAGGACGUCUCCUUCCUCCGAGCACCAGAACUUUUGGGUGACUUAAUUCAAGUCCUCCUCGCCCUUGACGACUAUGACAUCGUGUUGGAGCAGUCACUCUCAAAGGGGAUCGAGUAACAAAUAGUUAGAGUUUAAUGCAAAAUUUUAGAAGGUGACCAUCAUACAUACAAAAUCUGUGAUAUAGCGCAACUCUGCAUGCCAUACUAUUGUUAUAUGCAUACAAACAUACCUGUAGUAAAGUAUGUAGCAUAAUAGCCAACCAAUAAUCAAGUCUAAAUACUUACACACAUUACAUGGUACUCCCAAUACCACUUUAAUACUAUUGUGUACGUCUAUUCAAUCGGAAAAAAAUAUCGAGUCGAGUCAAUAACAAGUCAUAAAUUAUAGAUAUUAUUAGUCUUAAAAAGUAGGACGUUCAGAAAAUCAGAAUCUAAAAUAAGUUGAAAGAGGAUACAUUUGUCGAAACCUUACGUAUUUAUUGCAUACGUGUAUUAAAAUUUGGACAGAAAUGA